AUGGGGGGCAAAGGGAGUCCUGAAACCCGCGGGAUUGCGGCCAAAAUCUGCGGGAUUGCGGCCGGAAUUUACGGGAUUGCGGCCAAAGUCUGUGGAGUCCCGGCCAAAAUUUACGGGACGGUGGCCAAAGACAUCCGGAACACGGUGGGGAACAUUCCCAUGGAAUGGUACCAGGAUUUCCCGCACAUCGGCUACGACCUGGACGGGAAGAAGAUCUACAAACCCCUGAGGAGCAAGGACGAGCUGGACCUGUUCCUGGAGAAGAUGGAAAACCCGGAAUACUGGCGCACGGUGCAGGACCCGCAGACGGGGGCCGAUGUGCGUCUGUCGGAGGAGCAGCUGGCUCUGGUGCAGCGCCUGCAGCGGGGGCACUUUGGGGACGUCGCCUUCGACCCCUACGAGCCGUCCGUGGAUUUCUUCACCCACGAGGUGCGGAUCCACCCGGUGACCAACCGGCCCGCGGACAAACGGAGCUUCAUCCCCUCCCUGGUGGAGAAGGAAAAGGUCUCCAAGCUGGUGCACGCCAUCAAGAUGGGCUGGAUCCAGCCGCGGAAGCCGCGCGAGGGCGCUCCCACCUUCUACGACCUGUGGGCGCAUGAGGACCCCGACGCGGUGCUGGGCCGGCACCGCAUGCACGUGCCCGCGCCCAAAGCGCCGCUGCCGGGGCACGCCGAGUCCUACAACCCGCCCCCGGAGUUCCUGCUCAGCCCCGAGGAGGAGCUGGCCUGGCAGCAGCAGGAUCCGUCGGAGCGGCGCCUGCCCUUCCUCCCGCGGCGCUUCCCGAGCCUGCGCGCCGUUCCCGCCUACCCGCGCUUCAUCCACGAGCGCUUCGAGCGCUGCCUCGACCUCUACCUCUGCCCCCGACAGCGCAAAAUGAGGGUCAACGUGGAUCCCGAGGAUCUCAUUCCCAAACUGCCCCGGCCGAGGGAUCUGCAGCCGUUCCCCACCACCCAGGCUCUGAUUUACCGCGGCCAUUCCAGCCUGGUGCGGACCAUCAGCGUCUCCCCCAGCGGGCAGUGGUUGGUGUCAGGCUCGGAUGACGGCACGGUGCGUUUCUGGGAGGUGAGCUCGGGGCGCUGCCUGCGCACGCUGCCCGUCGGAUCCGUGGUCAAGAGCGUGGCCUGGAACCCCAACCCCUCCAUCUGCCUGGUGGCCGUGGCCGUGGACGAGCAGGUGCUGCUGGUGAACGCGGGCCUGGGGGACCGGCUGCUGGUGUCGGGCACGGAUCAGCUGCUGGAGGCGUGGGAGGCUCCGCAGGAGGAGCGGCCGCAGCCGGUGCGCUGGGAGCCGGCCGGCGCCGAGGAGCGCGCCCGGGGCGUCCGCCUGCGCGUGCAGCACGGCAAGCCGGUGACGCAGGUGACGUGGCACGGCAAGGGCGACUACUGGGCGUCGGUGGUGCGGAGCCCGGGCGGGCGGCAGGUGCUGAUCCACCAGAGCAGCCGGCGCUGGAGCCAGGCCCCGUUCCGGCGCAGCCCGGGCCUGGUGCAGUGCGUGCGCUUCCACCCGCUGCGGCCCCACUUCCUGGUGGCCUCGCAGCGCUCGGUGCGCGUCUACAACCUGCUGCGCCAGGAGCUCACCAAGAAACUGCAGAGCAACUGCCAGUGGAUCUCCAGCAUGGCCGUGCACCCCGGAGGGGACAACGUGAUCUGCGGCAGCUACGACAGCAAGCUGGCCUGGUUUGACCUGGACCUGUCCACGCGGCCCUACCGCCUGCUGAGGCACCACGGCCGUGCCGUGCGCUCGGUGGCGUUCCACCGCCGCUACCCCCUGUUCGCCUCCGGCUCCGACGACGGCUCCGUCAUCGUCUGCCACGGAAUGGUCUACAAUGACCUGCUGCAGAACGCGCUGCUGGUGCCGCUCAAGGUGCUCAAGGGCCACGCGCCCACCCUGGACCUCGGCGUGCUCGACGUCGCCUUCCACCCCCAGCAGCCCUGGAUCUUCUCUGCUGGGGCCGAUGGGACCGUCAGGCUCUACACCUGAUCCAUCCAUCCAUGGGAUCCACCUGGAUCCACCCCCAGCAGCCCUGGAUCUUCUCUGCUGGGGCCGACGGAACCGUCAGGCUCUACACAUGAUCCAACGGGAUCCACUGGGACCCACUGGGAUCCACCUGGAUCCACCGGGGUUCCAGUGAGAUCCUCAGGGAUCCACCUGGAUCCAUCCCCAGCAGCCCUGGAUCUUCUCCUCCAGUGCCGUCUACACAUGAUCCAACGGGAUCCACUGGGAUCCACUGGGAUCCACCCAGAUCCUCGGGGUUCCAGUGGGAUCCACCUGGAUCCACCCCCAGCAGCCCUGGAUCUUCUCUGCUGGGGCCGAUGGAACCGUCAGGCUCUACACAUGAUCCAAUGGGAUCCACUGGGAUCCACCUGGAUCCACCUGGGUUCCAGUGGGGUCCACCUGGAUCCACCCCCAGCAGCCCUGGAUCUUCUCCUCCAGUGCCGUCUACACAUGAUCCACUGGGACCCACUGGGAUCCACCUGGAUCCACCCAGAUCCAUGGGGUUCCAGUGGGGUCCACCUGGAUCCACCCCCAGCAGCCCUGGAUCUUCUCCGCUGGGGCCGAUGGAACCGUCAGGCUCUACACCUGAUCCAGCGGGAUCCAUGGGAUCCACUGGGAUCCACCUGGGUUCCAGUGGGGUCCACCUGGAUCCACCCCCAGCAGCCCUGGAUCUUCUCUGCUGGGGCCGAUGGGACCGUCAGGCUCUACACCUGAUCCAACGGGAUCCACCUGGAUCCACCUGGAUCCACCCCCAGCAGCCCUGGAUCUUCUCUGCUGGGGCCGAUGGAACCGUCAGGCUCUACACAUGAUCCAUUGGGAUCCACUGGGAUCCACCUGGAUCCACUGGGGUUCCAGUGAGAUCCUCAGGGAUCCACCUGGAUCCACCCCCAGCAGCCCUGGAUCUUCUCUGCUGGGGCCGAUGGAACCGUCAGGCUCUACACCUGAUCCAACGGGAUCCAUGGGAUCCACUGGGACCCACUGGGAUCCACCCAGAUCCACCCAGGUCCAUGGGGUUCCAGUGGGGUCCACCUGGAUCCACCCCCAGCAGCCCUGGAUCUUCUCCGCUGGGGCCGAUGGAACCGUCAGGCUCUACACCUGAUCCAACGGGAUCCAUGGGAUCCACUGGGAUCCACGGGGUUCCAGUGGGUUCCACCUGGAUCCACCCCCAGCAGCCCUGGAUCUUCUCUGCUGGGGCCGAUGGAACCGUCAGGCUCUACACCUGAUCCACCGGGAUCCAAUGGGAUCCACUGGGAUCCACCUGGAUCCACCCCCAGCAGCCCUGGAUCUUCUCCUCGGACACCCUGAUCCGAUGGGAUCCCCUGGGAUCCAGCAGGAUCCCGUUGGAUCCCUGGCUCUUCCCCAGCAGCACCGUGUGCCUCUCCAGCUGCCCUUCCCACGGGGAUCCACAGGGAUCCACCCGGAUCCAGCGGGAUCUGCUGCUUUCCUAAUUUACCGUGCUCAAUAAAGGCUUUUUUUGGAUA
Molecule: messenger RNA, 3476 nt
Organism: Zonotrichia leucophrys gambelii
Lineage: Eukaryota; Metazoa; Chordata; Aves; Passeriformes; Passerellidae
Gene: BOP1
Product: BOP1 ribosomal biogenesis factor
Exons: 15
Coding region: 1-1980 (659 amino acids)
Biological process (GO): maturation of LSU-rRNA from tricistronic rRNA transcript (SSU-rRNA, 5.8S rRNA, LSU-rRNA); ribosome biogenesis
Cellular component (GO): preribosome, large subunit precursor; PeBoW complex
Molecular function (GO): protein binding; ribonucleoprotein complex binding
Source: RefSeq, a predicted model, not a curated record